AUGGCUAGAGUUUCAAAGAAAAAUGGUGGACACAUAAAUUCUACUGGACAGAAAACCGAUAGAAAAGAAAAAGAACCCUCUUCACGUGAGCAACAAGAUUAUCCAGACCAAUCAACUAUAUUCCAUUUUUUCCGUCCUUUAGAAAUUGAUAAGAAAAAACGAAGAACUACUUCUUUGGCUGGAACAAGUCGUGUAUUUAAAUUAUCUUCUAAAGGAAAGAUUGCUUUGAGAAAAUACAAGUCAAAGAAAAGUAAAGCAAAACAGUUGGAAGAAAUUCAAAAAUAUAAUAAAAAAAUUCCAAUGUAUUUUGACUAUUUAAAUCCUGAAAAAGUAGAAGAGAAUGAAGUAAAUGAAUCUAGAAAUAUGCAUGGAAGAAAGUCUAUUCGUUCCUCUAAAAAGAACAUUGAUGAAUUAUUAAAAAAUCAACGUCAAUUGACUGAGUUCUAUGAGGUCAUUGAAAAAAUAAGUGAACUUUAUAUUUCGAAAAAUGAAUCAUUACCGUUACGAAGUAAUGACGAUAGUGCGACAAUUCGAAGGGCCGAUUCAAAUCUUGAGGAUAAUAAUGCACAUAUAGAUGGUUCAAAAUGUUUAAGUACCAUUAAGAGUGAGACUCUUGAAAUAUCUAAAUCAACAAAAUUUGUCGGGAAAGUUUCUACAACUUCUGAUAAUGAUAUGAAUUGUGAUUCCCCUCCAAUUGCUUCUUCCCGGUUUGAUUUACAAAAUUCCUACCAUCUUUCGAACUUCUCUAUCGAACCAAAUGAUUCUUUCAUUACAAUGUCAUCCAUUUUAAGUUCUCCAAAAGUUGCAACUAACUCUGUAAUGAAUAGACUUAUCGAAUUAGAUGAUGGUUUCAAAAUUCUAAGGGAAUCUAAUGAUGAGAAUAAUGAAAUUUUAGAUACUAUACAAGACAAUCCACAACUGCUAGAUCCAAGGAAAUCUUUGAAUCAAAAUAAGGAAUCUUUCUAUAAUAAUGUAACUAAUCAAGUUGAGCGAUCAUGUAACUCUGAAGUAAAUCGACUUAUCGAAUUAGAAGUUGGUUCCAAAAUUCGAAGGGAAUCUAUUAAUGAGGAGAAUAAUGGAUUAUCAGAUACUAUACAAGACAAUCCACAACUGCUAGUUCCAAGAAAUUCUUUGAAUCCAAAAAAGGAAUCAUUUUGUAAUAAUGUAACUAAUCAAGUUGAACAAUCAUCUAACUCUGCAGUAAAUCGACUUAUCGAAUUAGAAGUUGGUCCCAAGAUUCGAAGGGAAUUUACUAAUGAAAAGAAUAAUGGAUUGUCAGAUACAAUACAAGAUAGUCCACAACUGUCAAUCCCCAGAAAUUCUUUGAAUCAAAAUGAGGUACCUUUUUCUUUUAGUAAUAAAGUAACUAACCAAAUUGAGCAAUCUCGUUUUAUCAGCAUGUCUAGUCACGUUAAUAUACCUUGCAAUAAUAAUUCCUCCGACCAGGAAGAACCUCGAAAUAAGAAUUUGUCUAGUCAAGUUGAGGGAUCUUUUUAUAAUGUCUUAUCUUAUUACGUUGAUGAACCUCGUUGCGAUAAUGUGCAAGAUAAUUUUUACAAUAAUGAAAUGGAUCACGUUGAGGAAGAAAACGAAGAGAUGGCAAGGAAAAACAUCAGAGGAAACAAUUUGAUCAUAAACAACAAUAAUAAUUCUGAUGGUAAUAUCGAAAAUAAUAGUAAUUGCGAAAAAAGUGAAGUGCAUUCAAAUCAUAAAAAUGAGAGUGAUGAGUUAUAUAGUUAUUCAUGGGAAAGCGAAAUAAUUAACUUUCACAGAGACGAACCCUUGAAAAAUAAGGAUAAUACGAGUCAAAAAACUAAAUUGAACGAAAACGCACAUAAACAAUUGGAAAAGGAGGAAUUUAUAAUUCAAGAAACAUCCGUGUCUUGUGUGAUACAAGAAGAAAAUGAGGAUCAUAUACAAGAAAUUAACUCGAGAAACACAUUUUUCAAGGAUCAUACAAUGCAAGAAACUGGAAAUAUUCCUGAUAGUGUUCAAGAAGUAUCAUUGGACAAAGAGUAUCAUAUUUCUCAAGAAACUGAUUUGGACGAAGAUAUCCCUUAUCAGAGUACAAUCGAUCUUCAUUGUUGUUCUCAAUCUGAGAACAAGUGUGAAUUUCAUCGCAUUCAUGAUUUAUUGGAAAAAGAUAAUUAUAAUCCCGACUCAAUCAGCACCUUUGAAUCAUUUAAAUAUUCUGUUCCAAAUGAAUAUAAUGACCUUUCUAAUCAUAAAGAGUUAAAAGAGUUAAUUGAUGUGUGCCAAUUACCGCCAGAUAAGAUUUGUUCUGUCAGAUCUUUUAAAGAUGGAAUUUCACCCGCACCGUCGCCACCUUCCUUACUCUCUCAAAACACACUUGCCAGGGUGCCUCAAGCUGCUUGGAAUACAUUGCCUUCAUUAAAUAUUUCUACUUUGGAUUUUGAUGAUCUUUUAUAA
Funneliformis geosporum is the source of this 2430-nucleotide messenger RNA. The record is from the annotation of a GenBank genome assembly. Lineage: Eukaryota; Fungi; Glomeromycota; Glomeromycetes; Glomerales; Glomeraceae.